Oreochromis aureus is the source of this 2904-nucleotide messenger RNA. Its product is annotated as tripartite motif-containing protein 16-like. NCBI's taxonomy places the organism in Eukaryota, Metazoa, Chordata, Actinopteri, Cichliformes, Cichlidae. The transcript has a single exon. The coding region runs from base 902 to 2590 and encodes 562 amino acids. Gene Ontology annotation, molecular function: zinc ion binding; protein binding. The record is from RefSeq and is a predicted model, not a curated record.
UAGCUGUCAACAGUGAACUUUUACUCUACACAUUUUGUGUGUGCUAAUCCCAUUUGCAUCAGUAUUAAUCAGUGUAGUUACUGUUGUAGGGUGUAGGGUGCUGUUGGUCUCAUACUGCAUCCUGUAUACUUUCUGUACAAGAUGAAGAGCUGCAUAGAUUUAACUGUGACAACAAGGUUUAGGUCCCUCCUGUGUAAAAUACAGUUUUGGGCUUUCUACAGUCACAUCCAUGAGAUGAGCUUGAUUAUAAUUAGGUUUAACUGUCAAAAAAUAAACUUCAGAAAAGAAAUUAUGAUUUGUCAUUUUGUGUUGUACUGUGUUGCUUUCAUUGUCAAAAGAAGGUUCUUUGUUGUGCUUUUGGUUUGUUUUUCUAUGUAAAAACUGAAAAUGUAGGGUAAAAAUGCAUAAUAUACAAGUGUUAAAAAAGCCCUGUUUUAUCAGCUCAGUUCCUGAAGUGGUCACUAAUGUGUCUGUACAUCUGCUGUAUUUGAAUUAUUGCAAGGAACAGAAACAUUUUAUUUAGCAGAUAUAAAGUAGAAACUAAGAAUUGAGAAUUUAAUUUUUAAAAAAUCUGUUACAAAAGAUUUUGACAGAAAAGGGGAAUAACAUACAGUCUCCGUCCCUCAAAUCCAUCCCCUUCCUUGAAUGAGUCACAGCCCUCCCUGAUAGCCCUCCCUCUUCUUCUUACUCCCUACAUCAGCACUUCCUCUCUGUCUAAAUGUUUCCUUGUUCCCUCCCCUUCAGAUCUGCAUUUUAAAGAUGGGUGUAACAUGUGGUGAUGUAUAAGAGCUGACCAGUCCCAUUCACAGCAAACCUUAUGUUUAAAUCAUAGCUCAGAUUAAUUUGAAUUGUAAGGAAACUCACAACCAUACAAUCACCCUCACUAACAGUUAGAGAAAAAAUGACACAGAAAGGAGUUCAGCUGGACCGAGAAAGCUUCUCUUGUUCAAUCUGUUUGGAUCUACUGAAGGAGCCAGUGACUAUUCCCUGUGGACACAGCUACUGCAUGAACUGUAUUAAUGGCUUUUGGGAUGGAGAGGAGGAGAAGAAAAUCUACAGCUGCCCUCAGUGUAGACAAACUUUCACACCGAGGCCUGUCCUGGUGAAAAACACCAUGUUAGCAGUUUUAGUGGAGCAGCUGAAGAAGACUGGACUCCAAGCUGCUCCUGCUGAUCACUGCUAUGCUGGACCUGAAGAUGUGGCCUGUGAUGUCUGCACUGGAAGAAAAAUAAAAGCCUUCAAGUCCUGUUUAGUCUGUCUGGCAUCUUACUGUGAGAAACACCUUCAGCCUCAUUAUGAUUCACCUACAUUCAAGAAACACAAGCUGGUGGAGCCCUCCAAGAAGCUCCAGGAGAACAUCUGCUCUCGUCAUAAUGAGGUGAUGAAGAUGUUCUGUCGUACUGAUCAGCAGAGUAUCUGUUAUCUCUGUCCUGUGGAUGAACAUAAAGGCCACGACACAGUCUCAGCUGCAGCAGAAAGGACUGAGAGGCAGAGAGAGCUGGAGGUGAGUCGACAAAACAUCCAGCAGAGAAUCCAGGACAGAGAGAAAGAUGUGAAGCUGCUUCAACAGGAGGUGGAGGCCAUCAAUCAGUCUGCUGAUCAAACAGUGGAGCACAGUGAGAAGAUCUUCACUGAGCUGAUCCAUCUCAUCCAGAAAAGAAGCUCUGAUGUGAAGCAGCAGAUCAGAUCCCAGCAGGAAACUGAAGUGAGUCGAGUCAAAGAGCUUGAGGAGAAGCUGGAGCAGGAGAUCACUGAGCUGAAGAGGAAAGAUGCUGAGCUGAAGCAGCUCUCACACACAGAGGAUCACAUCCAGUUUCUACACAACUACCCCUCACUGUCAGCACUCAGUGAGUCUACAGACUCAUCCAGCAUCAAUAUCCGUCCUCUGAGCUACUUUGAGGAUGUGACAGCAGCUGUGUCAGAGGUCAGAGAUAAACUACAGGACAUUCUGAGAGAGAAACGGACAAACAUUUCACUGACAGUCACUGAAGUGGAUGUUUUAUUGUCACGACCAGAGGCAAAGACCAGAGCUGGAUUCUUAAAAUAUUCAUGUGAAAUCACACUGGAUCCAAACACGGUACACAGAAAUCUGGUAUUAUCAGAAGGGCACAGAAAAUCAGCGUUUGUUUUUCAAGAUCAGUCUUAUUCUGAUCAUCCAGAUAGAUUCACUGGAUAUGAACAGGUCCUGAGUAGAGAGAGUCUGACUGGACGUUGUUACUGGGAGGUGGAGUGGAGCGGCAUAGGAGUGUAUAUAGCAGUUGCAUACAAGGUUAUCAGGAGAGCAGGGACUGUAAAUGAAUGUAUGUUUGGACGUAAUGACAAAUCUUGGGCAUUAGAUUGCAACAAAAACAGUUAUAGGUUUUGGCACAACAACAUCCAAACUCGUGUCUCAGGUCCUCGUUCCUCCAGAGUAGGAGUGUACCUGGAUCACAGAGCAGGUAUUUUGUCCUUCUACAGCGUCUCUGAAACCAUGACUCUCCUCCACAGAGUCCAGACCACUUUCACUCAGCCACUCUAUGCUGGACUUUGGCUUUACACAGAUGACUGGUUGAUUUUUAAAACAAUUGCUGAAUUCGUUAAACUGAAAUAGACUGAAGUCUUUCAUAUUACUGUGGGCUUAAAUCUGUAUUUUAGCUUCAUUUUAUUAUCUCUUGAUCAUUGUUGUAGUUUUAUUUACAAAAAUAUUUCUCCACUGUUGUUUCUCUCCCACUUCAUAAACCUUAACAGAGACAUCAGCACAUCUUCCUUUUUCAGAUAGAUUUUGUCAUCCCCACGCCCCCAUCCCAAAUCAACAAACAAAUUAUGAUGAACAAAACUCUAAUUAUCAUUAUAAUAAUCCAUUUAUAGAUCAUUCAUUAUGUUCAAUAUGUAAUGUGUGAAAAAACUGAAGAUAUUUAGCAUAAA